Molecule: messenger RNA, 3414 nt
Organism: Parathielavia appendiculata
Lineage: Eukaryota; Fungi; Ascomycota; Sordariomycetes; Sordariales; Chaetomiaceae
Product: plasma-membrane proton-e
Exons: 6
Coding region: 408-3170 (920 amino acids)
Biological process (GO): proton export across plasma membrane; regulation of intracellular pH
Cellular component (GO): plasma membrane
Molecular function (GO): P-type proton-exporting transporter activity; ATP binding; ATP hydrolysis activity
Source: RefSeq, a predicted model, not a curated record
CCACCCCCUAGAGGUCUUUUUCUUUUCCUUUCCUCUUUACGCACGAAGGUCCUUUUAAAACUCCCUUCGACGUGACCUGAGGUCUCGCUUUCUCCCCUCGAGUCCGCCCUCUCCGCUCAGUCCUUUCCCUCGCCCUCUCUCUCCCACCCGAUACGGUGUUGUGUGAUUGAAUUGCACCUGACCCACUCAGUAAUCGACCAAGAAAAAUUGCUCGCAGGCACCUGCACCCACUGCACCCCACAAGCACCGACUUAUCUUAAUUCGCGCUUGGCCGCGUUCUCCGAACCAUAACACCGAUUCUUCACUUAUCUUCAAUACUUCAAGCGCCUGAUUCUGAGCGCACGACUCGCCAUCGCCGACUGCCGUUGAGCCCCGCGCAGAGCUUAUCUGUGCAACGAACCGCACCAAUGGCCGAACACUCGACUCCUGGCGCUCCGGCGCUAUCGACUAACAUUGAGAGCGGGAACUUCGACGAGAAGGCGGCCCAUGACGUGCCCGCCAAGCAGCGCGUUGAGGAGGAAGAGGAGGAUGAGGACAUUGACGCCCUCAUCGAUGAUCUCGAGAGUAACGAUGGCCAUGGUGCCUUCGAGGAGGAAGAGGAGAUCCAGCCGGGUGGCGGCCGUGUUAUCCCAGAGGACAUGCUCCAGACCGACACUCGCCACGGUCUCACAUCCGAGGAGGUUCUCCAGCGCCGCCGCAAGUAUGGUCUCAAUCAGAUGAAGGAAGAGAAGGAGAACCUCAUCCUCAAGUUUCUGGGUUUCUUUGUCGGGCCCAUCCAGUUUGUCAUGGAGGCUGCUGCUGUCUUGGCCGCUGGUCUCGAGGACUGGGUCGAUUUCGGUGUCAUUUGCGGUCUGUUGCUGCUCAACGCCGUCGUCGGUUUCGUCCAGGAAUACCAAGCUGGCUCUAUCGUCGACGAGCUCAAGAAGACUCUCGCUCUGAAGGCUGUUGUUCUCCGUGACGGUACUCUGAAGGAGGUUGAGGCUCCCGAGGUCGUUCCCGGUGAUAUUCUGCAGGUUGAAGAGGGCACCAUCAUCCCCGCUGAUGGCCGCAUCGUCACCGAAGAUGCUUUCCUCCAGGUUGAUCAGUCUGCCAUCACUGGCGAGUCGCUCGCUGUGGACAAGCACAAGGGCGACCAGUGCUACGCCUCUUCGGCUGUCAAGCGUGGUGAGGCCUUCCUGGUCGUCACCGCCACUGGUGACAACACCUUCGUGGGUCGCGCCGCUGCUCUUGUCAACGCCGCUAGCGCUGGCACUGGUCACUUCACCGAGGUUCUCAACGGCAUUGGCACCAUCCUCCUGGUUCUCGUCAUCCUGACCAAUCUCGUUGUUUGGGUUGCCUCGUUCUACCGCUCGAACGGAAUUGUCACAAUCCUCGAGUUCACUCUGGCCAUCACCAUCGUCGGUGUGCCCGUCGGUCUCCCCGCCGUCGUCACCACCACCAUGGCUGUCGGUGCCGCUUAUCUUGCGAAGAAGAAGGCCAUCGUCCAAAAGCUUUCGGCCAUCGAGUCUUUGGCUGGUGUCGAGAUUCUCUGCUCUGACAAGACCGGUACCCUGACCAAGAACAAGCUCUCUCUGUCUGAGCCCUACACCGUCGCUGGUGUCGACCCCGAGGACCUUAUGCUUACCGCCUGCCUGGCAGCCUCGCGCAAGAAGAAGGGUAUGGAUGCCAUCGACAAGGCUUUCCUUAAGAGCCUGAAGUACUACCCCCGCGCCAAGGGUGUCCUCAGCAAGUACAAGGUCCUCGAGUUCCACCCCUUCGACCCCGUAUCCAAGAAAGUCACCGCCGUUGUCGAGUCCCCCCAGGGCGAGCGCAUUGUCUGUGUCAAGGGUGCCCCUCUCUUCGUUCUCAAGACUGUCGAGGAGGACCACCCUAUUCCCGAGGAAGUUGACCAGGCCUACAAGAACAAGGUUGCCGAAUUCGCCACUCGUGGUUUCCGCUCGCUCGGUGUUGCCCGCAAGCGUGGUGAGGGCUCAUGGGAGAUUCUCGGCAUCAUGCCCUGCUCCGACCCCCCGCGUCACGACACGGCCCGCACCAUCAACGAGGCCAAAUCCCUCGGUCUAUCUAUUAAGAUGCUUACUGGUGAUGCCGUCGGUAUCGCCAGGGAGACUUCGCGCCAGCUCGGUCUCGGCACCAACGUCUACAACGCUGAACGUCUUGGUCUCGGUGGCGGCGGUGACAUGCCCGGCUCUGAGGUGUACGACUUCGUCGAGGCUGCCGAUGGUUUCGCCGAGGUGUUCCCCCAGCACAAGUACAACGUCGUCGAGAUCUUGCAGCAGCGUGGCUACCUCGUUGCCAUGACUGGUGACGGUGUCAACGAUGCGCCCUCGCUCAAGAAGGCCGAUACCGGUAUUGCCGUCGAGGGUGCCUCAGACGCCGCUCGCUCUGCCGCUGAUAUCGUCUUCCUUGCCCCUGGUCUUGGUGCCAUCAUCGAUGCCCUCAAGACUUCGCGCCAGAUUUUCCACCGCAUGUACGCCUACGUCGUCUACCGUAUCGCUCUGUCGAUCCACCUCGAGAUAUACCUGGGUCUCUGGAUUGCCAUCCUGAACCGCAGCCUGAACAUCAAUCUCGUCGUCUUCAUCGCCAUUUUCGCCGAUGUCGCCACCCUCGCCAUUGCCUACGACAACGCCCCGUACAGCAAGACGCCCGUCAAGUGGAACCUGCCCAAGCUUUGGGGUAUGUCGGUCUUGCUUGGUAUCGUCCUUGCCAUCGGUACCUGGAUUACUGUCACGACUAUGUACGCGCACGGGCCGGACGGCGGUAUCGUCCAAAACUUCGGUAACAUGGAUGAGGUCGUCUUCCUCGAGAUUUCGCUCACUGAAAAUUGGCUCAUCUUCAUCACUCGUGCCAAUGGUCCCUUCUGGUCGUCGCUCCCCUCGUGGCAGCUGGCUGGUGCCGUGCUGGUUGUCGACAUCGUCGCCACUCUCUUCACCAUCUUCGGCUGGUUCGAGGGCAACGAGCAGACGUCGAUCGUCGCUGUCGUCCGUGUCUGGAUCUUCUCCUUCGGCGUUUUCUGCGUCAUGGGUGGUCUCUACUACAUUCUGCAGGACAGCGUCGGCUUCGACAACCUCAUGCACGGCAAAUCGCCCAAGGGCAGCCAGAAGCAGCGCUCUCUGGAGGACUUCGUCGUGUCCCUCCAGCGCGUCUCGACCCAGCACGAGAAGUCGCAGUAAGCAGCUCGGCGAUCGGGCGCGUUAGGUCUGCCCUAGAUGGCAGCAAUACCCGGCCGUUGGGGAUAGAUAGGCAUGGACAGCCGCGGAUAUUUUUCAUUUUCUGACAGGCUAAGGACUGUGGACUUGGGGCCUAGAUACACCCCGAUUUUCCUUUAGGCAAUCUAAUAAACAGUAAAAAUAACUCAAUGACUUGCAUAUGAAUGUGAUUGUUGGCAGCAUGGGUAGCUCGAAAAUGGUUAUUGCU